Messenger RNA from Aspergillus terreus NIH2624, 1743 nucleotides. RefSeq names its product glycoside hydrolase family 13 protein. The record is from RefSeq and is a predicted model, not a curated record. Gene Ontology annotation, molecular function: alpha-amylase activity. Gene Ontology annotation, biological process: oligosaccharide catabolic process. Lineage: Eukaryota; Fungi; Ascomycota; Eurotiomycetes; Eurotiales; Aspergillaceae. The coding region runs from base 1 to 1743 and encodes 580 amino acids. The transcript is spliced from 3 exons.
AUGGCAAAACCCGCCGAUAAAAUCCACCGCGCCUGGUGGAAGGAAUCGUCCGUCUACCAGAUCUGGCCGGCCUCCUUCAAGGACUCCAACAAUGACGGCAUCGGCGACAUCCCCGGCAUCAUCUCCAAGCUCGACUAUAUCAAGAACUUGGGCGUGGACAUCGUCUGGCUGUGUCCGUCGUACAAGUCGCCCCAGGUCGACAUGGGGUACGACAUCGCGGAUUAUUAUAGCAUCGCAGAGGAGUACGGCACGGUCGCAGAUGUCGAGAAGCUGAUCCAGGGCUGUCACGAGCGGGGCAUGAAGCUUCUGAUGGACUUGGUCGUCAAUCACACCAGCGACCAACACGAGUGGUUCAAGAAGUCGCGCAGCUCAAAGGACAGCGAGUACCGGGACUGGUAUAUCUGGAAGCCGGCCAGAUACGACGAACAGGGGAACCGCCAUCCGCCCAACAAUUGGGUUUCGCAUUUCCAAGGUAGCGCUUGGGAAUGGGACGAGCACACGCAGGAGUACUACCUCCACCUGUACGCGGUGGAACAGCCCGAUCUGAACUGGGAGCACCCGCCCGUCCGCCAGGCCGUGCACGACAUCAUGCGUUUCUGGCUGGACAAGGGUGCCAACGGCUUCCGCAUGGACGUGAUCAACUUCAUCAGUAAGGACCAGCGCUUCCCCGAUGCGCCCAUCAAGGAUCCCCGCACACCAUGGCAGUGGGGUGACAAGUACUACGCCAACGGGCCCCGGCUGCACGAGUAUCUGCAGGAUCUGGGCAAGAUCCUCAAGGAGUACGACACGUUCAGCGUCGGGGAGAUGCCGUUCGUCAAGGAUACGCGGGAGGUGCUGCGCGCGGUGCAAUACGACCGCAACGAGAUCAACAUGAUCUUCAAUUUCGAGCAUGUCGAUAUCGACCACGGCACGUACGAUAAGUUCGAGCCGGGCAGCUGGAAGCUCACGGAUUUGAAGGCGUUCUUCGAGACGUGGCAGAAGUUCAUGUACGAGAACGACGGCUGGAACGCCCUGUACUGGGAGAACCACGACCAACCGCGCUCUAUCGAUCGGUAUACAAACGCCAAGGAAGAGCAUCGUCUGGUCGCAUCGAAGAUGCUGGCUACGAUCCUGGCCUUGCAGUCUGGGUCGCCCUUUGUGUACCAAGGCCAAGAGCUGGGGAUGAGGAAUGUGCCUCGCGAGUGGGGGAUGGACGAGUACAAGGACAUCGAUUGUCUCAACCAUUGGAAGCUGCCCAAUGACACAGAGGCGCAGGCCAUCGCUCGACAAGAAUACCAGAAGAAGUCCCGCGACAACGGCCGGACCCCUGUCCAGUGGACCUCAGCACCAAAUGGUGGCUUCACCGGUCCAGAUGUGAAGCCAUGGAUGUCGGUCAACCCCGACUAUGUGCGCAUCAACGCCGAGGCCGAAGUCAACGACCCGAACUCCACAUAUCACUAUUGGGCCGCUGUGCUUGGCCUCCGGAAGAAAUACCUGGACAUCUUUGUCUACGGGAACUACGAGCUCGUUGAUCGGGAUAGCCAGGCGGUGUUUGCCUACAGCCGUCAAUAUGGGGAUCAGAAAGCUUUGGUUCUGGCGAACUGGACUGAGAAUAGUCUUGAGUGGGAUGCUGCGGCCAACGGGGUGAAGGGCGCACGAGACGUCUUGCUGAACACUUAUGAGCCAGCAGAGUCCGCAAAGCAGAGGUUUUCGGGGAGCAAAUGGCUGCUCCAGCCUUACGAGGCAGUCGUCCUGCUGGUGUAG